Pieris macdunnoughi is the source of this 2172-nucleotide messenger RNA. The record is from the annotation of a GenBank genome assembly. Lineage: Eukaryota; Metazoa; Arthropoda; Insecta; Lepidoptera; Pieridae.
AUGAAAAGAAAGUAUCCAGGUUGGAGUGUGAAGGAACGCCGUCCAUUCCCGCGUCGUACGAGACCCACCACAAUCGGACCACAGUCAGAAACCACCACAGAUAUCGAAACAACCACAAGACCCACAAGGCGCGGGAACAACAAAUUCAAGAACCGAAAAACGGAAAAAGAUACAAAGGAAAAGUCAUCUUCCGAGAAGCCAUUGACGCGAAAUGAGAAGCCUGAACGAACGUUCUUGCGCCGGCGGCUUGGUGGGGCGAACUCCACAACUCCAAGACCAGUUUCGUCAGUAUUACCAUCUCGUCGUCCAUUCCGCGUGGCCAGCAGACGCCGGCCCUUCGGUCCAAGUUCCACAACUUCCACUACCACCACUCAAGCUACUACUCAAAUGUUAGAAAGUGAGGAGUCAUUGCAAGAUCUUGGGGAUAUUGAUGCGUUCGAAGAUCCAUCUCUUCAACCACGAAACACCAAGAAUACCAAUGUACAAAGACGAAGACCGCUAGUUCAACUUAAGAGUGACACAGCAAAUCAAGAUCAGAACCCCUCAGCUACCAACGAUGACAAGAAAGAGAGGCAAAGCAAGAAGUAUAGUGCAACGUUUAAACAAAAUCAAUUAGAUGAGACUCUGAAAGGUCGGUCUAGUGGAGAGGAGAUCGAAGCCACUACUGAAGUGAGAUUAGUUACUUCUGAAGAUUAUAGCGCAGAAACUGCCGUAGCCUUAGCAGCACACCAACUUAUCGCCGCACCCGUUCCAGUCAUUCAAGAUUAUGAAGAACCAAAAACCACGAAAAGGCCUAGAACAUCGCAAACGAUCGUAGAUUACAAAUACACCAGUCCUUUUUACAACGAAGAAUUAAAGACUCAAAACACAGAAGAUUAUUCACAUACCCACUCACCUCAGGGAUUCGAAACCUCAACACCUUACUUCAAAACUGACACCGCUUCAACGUACGACACUAGACUCCCAUAUACAUCUACAGAUGCUUUCACAAGAAGACCGUAUUCAACUAUAGGUGAAUCAACAGGAAGAUUUGAUAAAACCACACAAUUUGCAACAAACACCAUACGACCGGGCGUAAGAUUCACCAUUCCUGAUGGUUUUGAAUCGACACCUUAUAUCAGAACAGAAGGAACUACUUUCGACUCAUUCGAUUCGACUGGAAGAUACGACAGAACUCGAUCUAAUCCAAUUGCCGAUUCUACUCCAUUUUCGCGAAAUACGAUUCGUCCGUCCGGUGUAUCACUUAACAUUGGUUCAGACAACUCUGGAGAAUCCACAUCGCGGUUUACCUACGACUUCACAUCGACAGUAGAUUAUGAAGCAAAGUCUAGACCAAUAUCGACAGUUAAUCCAGUGGAAACAACCAGAUUUAAUACUGCAGCAGAUUAUGAGCCACGGGUAACAAGACCACGAUUGCCGUCAAACCCGACAGCUUCUAGCAUUUCUGAGUAUCCUUCGACGAGGAAAUUCUCGCGACCAGCUGGUUUUUCACCAAGUUUACUGAAUGUUGGUCUCGAAGCUUCGACCUUAAGGUUAGGACCGUCUACUGCUAGAUACUUGGGGUCUAGCGGUAAGAUUCCGGUCUCAGGUUCAAACGGUGCUAGUCAGGAGCCCUCGUAUUUUACGAGAGAAUACCUUUUGGAGUCGCCAGUGACUAAGGCCUAUGAUGAUGAGUAUCAAUACCUAUCUCCUAUAACAACACCACAAACUACAACAACUAAAAAGUCACCACCACGUAGAAAAACAAUCUAUAGAAGAAUUUCAACUACACUAAAAACUCCAGUCGCGGAAACGCCUAAACCAAGAUCGACUAGAAAACCGUUCGAAAAAAUUCCAGAGAAGGAAAUUGAGUCCGAAAAAGAAAUAGUGAAAGCAUCAGGGCCGAAAACGUCAGAAUUUGAUUACUACGAUGAUGAUCAAGAGAAGAUAGGAGUCAAAUAUGAGAAGGAAACCAAAGUUAUUUUAGAUGGAACAGGUAACAUAGAAUGUUUGGAUAUCGGAAACUUCCCACAUCCCUCUUCUUGUAAGAAAUUUAUAUCAUGUGCACGAAUACGUGGUGGGUCAGUGCUGGGAUGGGAAUACAUUUGCCCCAAAGGGCUUUCCUUUGAUCCUGUUGGAGGCAUUUGUAACUGGUCUGCCGGUUUGGGAUGUCAGGAGAAAGAUCUUGAAUAA